CUGCACUUCCUUGUGUGACGGUACCCGGAGCAAGAGGCAACUGGAGCGGCGUUCGGGCCCCGGAACCGAGCGAGAGAGGGAGCUUCCCCUGCCCCAGAGCAGAGGGAUUCUGGGGUUGUGAGAUCCUUCCAACAGAAGCAAAGGGACACCUCUUCCCCACCAAGAGAUCCACUUCCCCGCCCCUCUCCCUUCCCCUCCCCCCCGUAGCCGAGAGACGCCUGGGCCAAAAGAUAGCUGACCACUGCUCCGUGCAGCAGAACCGAAGCACUCUCCGAGGGAAGAGACUCCUUGGACGGAGCGCCCCCACUCCUGGGGCGGAGAGAAACCCCAGAGACCUAGAGGUUCUCCCCCUCCAACUCCUAGGGUGGAGAGACCUCAGAGGACUGGGCGAUCCUCCGCUCCCAGGGCGAAGUCACUGCAGUCCUAGCAAACCCCUCGCUCCCGAGGCAGAGAUACCUCAGAGAUUCAGCGAUCUCCGCACUCACGGGCGGAGGAAGCCCCGAGACUGAGAGACUACCCCGAUCUCCUAAGCGCCAAGUUCCAGAGGACUGAGAGAUUCCCGCCCCCCUCCGAGAGCGCCGAGACGCACCCUUGGGGCCUCAACACUCCCCAGAGCCGAAAGCCGGAGACUUCGCCCUUGCGAUCCCACCUACCCCCACUCCUCUCCGGAACUCUGGGAGUCUGGGGACUGCAAAACUCCCCUGAAACUAAGAGACAGAUUCCUCCCCCUCUCCAGCUUCUCUCCACCUCCGGAACUAAGAGGAGAGCUUCUCCACCCCCGACUCUCCUCCAACCCCUCCCGCCUUCAUCGUGUGAAGGCCGUGAGAAAGGACUGCAGAGACCCCUCCCCGAAAGCUGAGACAACCCCCCUACUCCAGAGCAGAGAGCUCUCUCAGACCACUUCGGCCCGUGGUGUCGGGGCUAGAUCCUUCGCAGCCAAGAAAGGCAACUGGGCCUGGAGAGACCCCUCCUCAAGAGAGGCAACCCCCCUUUCUUGGCUACCCGAAGGUCUGGUGGGGAUUGGAUGCCCUUUGGUCUCACAUAGUGCCAGCCCAGUCUGUAAUUUUCUAAUUCCUCAUAAUCAUAAGGACCUUGGACAAAGAGUGAGGCUGUAAUCGGGAACAACAGGAUUGGGGGCUCUUGUAUUGCUGGUCCAUGAUCUCACUCCAAGAUUAGCAACCCCAUCUUUGUCACCAAGUAGGUGUGUGACCAGUGUGAUCAGCCAUGGCCCCAUUCCUACGCAUCUCCUUCAAUUCCUAUGAGCUCGGAUCCCUGCAGUCUCCUGAGGAAAACUGCCAACCGUUCUGUGCUGUCAAGAUGAAGGAAUCACUGACCACAGAGAGAGGUAAGACGCUGGUCCAGAAGAAGCCCACCAUGUACCCAGAUUGGUCCUCCACGUUUGAUGCUCACAUCUAUGAGGGCCGGGUCAUCCAGAUUGUCUUGAUGAAGGCGGCCGAGGAACCCCUGUCGGAGGUGACCGUGGGUGUGUCGGUGCUGGCGGAGAGAUGCAAGAAGAACAAUGGCAAAGCCGAAUUCUGGCUGGACCUGCAGCCCCAGGCCAAGGUUCUCAUGUCUGUCCAGUAUUUCCUAGAAGACACAGAUUGCAAGCAGUCCCUGAGGAUGGAGGACGAGAGCAAAUUCCCCACCAUGAACCGGCGGGGGGCCAUCAAGCAGGCCAAGAUCCAUUAUAUCAAGAACCACGAGUUCAUUGCCACCUUCUUUGGCCAACCCACCUUUUGCUCAGUCUGCAAGGACUUUGUUUGGGGUCUUAACAAGCAAGGCUACAAAUGCAGACAAUGCAACGCGGCGAUCCACAAGAAAUGCAUCGACAAGAUCAUCGGCCGGUGCACGGGCACGGCGGCCAAUAGCAGGGACACCAUGUUCCAGAAGGAGCGCUUCCACAUAGACAUGCCGCAUCGCUUCAAGGUGUACAACUACAUGAGCCCCACCUUCUGCGAUCACUGUGGGAGCCUGCUCUGGGGUCUGGUGAAACAGGGAUUAAAGUGCGAAGACUGUGGGAUGAACGUACAUCACAAAUGUCAGAACAAAGUGGCAAAUUUAUGCGGCAUCAACCAGAAGCUGUUAGCUGAAGCAUUAAACCAAGUCAGCCAGAAGUCUUCCCGGAAGUCAGAUACAGGGUCUCCGGACAAUUUCGGCAUCUAUCAGGGCUUUGAGAAGAAAGCAGAAGCCUCUGGAGAAGAUAUGGCAGAUAACGGGACCUACGGAAAGAUCUGGGAAGGCAGCACGCCCUCCAAGUUCAACAUAGACAACUUCACAUUCCACAAAGUCCUGGGCAAGGGCAGCUUUGGGAAGGUGCUGCUGGCCGAGCUGAAGGGAAAAGGGGAGUUCUUCGCUGUGAAGGCUCUGAAGAAAGAUGUCGUUCUGAUAGACGAUGAUGUGGAAUGCACCAUGGUGGAGAAGCGAGUGCUGGCGCUCGCCUGGGAAAACCCGUUCCUGACGCAUCUUUACUGUACCUUCCAAACCAAGGAUCACCUGUUCUUUGUGAUGGAAUUCCUCAAUGGAGGGGACCUGAUGUUUCACAUCCAGGAUAAGGGACGCUUUGACCUGUACCGAGCCACGUUUUACAGUGCUGAGAUCCUGUGUGGUUUACAGUUCCUACACGGCAAAGGCAUAAUUUACAGGGACCUCAAACUCGACAAUGUGAUGCUGGAUAAAGACGGCCAUAUCAAGAUCGCCGAUUUUGGGAUGUGCAAGGAGAAUGUGGUGGGGGAGAACAGGGCCAGCACCUUUUGUGGUACACCAGACUACAUUGCCCCCGAGAUCCUGCAGGGCUUGAAGUAUACGUUCUCAGUGGAUUGGUGGUCCUUUGGCGUCCUCCUGUAUGAGAUGCUUAUUGGGCAGUCCCCCUUCCAUGGCGAUGAUGAGGAUGAACUCUUCGAGUCCAUCCGUGUGGACACUCCCCACUAUCCACGAUGGAUCACCAAGGAAUCAAAAGACAUCCUGGAGAAGCUGUUUGAAAGGGAUCCCACCAAGAGACUAGGAGUGACAGGUAAUAUCAAAGUUCAUCCAUUCUUCAAGACUAUCAACUGGACUCUUCUGGAGAAGCGGGAAGUAGAGCCGCCCUUCAAGCCCAAAGUGAAGUCAGCUGGUGAUUUCAACAAUUUUGAUCGUGAGUUCCUAAGCGAGAAGGCCCGCCUAUCCUUCAGCGACAAGAAUCUCAUCGAUUCUAUGGACCAGACAGCCUUUGCCGGCUUCUCCUUUGUCAACCCCAAAUUUGAGCGGCUCUUGGAGAAAUGAGUGUUUUGUGGAACCCUCUUCCCCCUUGGUCAGAAGCCCACCAGUGCUAGCUAGCUAGAUGUACCGGUCCCCCAGGGUGAACAGGGCUAGGAUCUCUCCAGGCCCCCUCUCAACCCUCUCCUGGGCCCCCAUAAUAUGCAACAGUGUGAUUGUAAUUAUUUCUCUAGCUGCUUCUAUGCCCAUAGGCAGCAGGUCUUUUGCAUGAUUGGGGUUUUAGGUACCUUCCUCUGUGAAUCAUGUGUGAAUUUUCUGCUCCUCUCAUUGAAGAGGGAGAUUGUAAAUCCCAUGUUUUGUUACUUGAAUGUAGUUAUCUAUUGAAAAUAUAUAUUAUAUAUAAAUAUAUAUAUAUAUAUGAAAAGCUGUAUAUAUUGCUCCAUAGAGAAGAAACGUGUAAGGGAACUGGUGAUAUGUUAACUUUUUUUUUUUUUUAUAAAAACACACAAACAAAAUCCAAACAUAAACCAUAAGGCCUCUUGGUUCUAUUAUUUAUGUCUCCAAUAAAACAAUGGAACAGUC
Molecule: messenger RNA, 3774 nt
Organism: Antechinus flavipes (yellow-footed antechinus)
Lineage: Eukaryota; Metazoa; Chordata; Mammalia; Dasyuromorphia; Dasyuridae
Gene: PRKCD
Product: protein kinase C delta
Exons: 20
Coding region: 1225-3258 (677 amino acids)
Biological process (GO): protein phosphorylation
Molecular function (GO): ATP binding; diacylglycerol-dependent serine/threonine kinase activity
Source: RefSeq, a predicted model, not a curated record